Messenger RNA from Manis pentadactyla (Chinese pangolin), 7384 nucleotides. RefSeq names its product leucine rich repeat, Ig-like and transmembrane domains 3 (gene LRIT3). The coding region runs from base 1 to 2097 and encodes 698 amino acids. The transcript is spliced from 4 exons. The record is from RefSeq and is a predicted model, not a curated record. Lineage: Eukaryota; Metazoa; Chordata; Mammalia; Pholidota; Manidae. Gene Ontology annotation, molecular function: protein binding.
AUGCUUAGGAUUUGGCUUUUACCUCUGAAAAGAGAGAUGCUUCUCUUAGCAUGUCUGUGCCUUGUGCUUAGCUUUUUGGAAGGAGUGAGCUGUGAGUGUCCUUCACAGUGCGCCUGCAGUUAUCAAGGCAGAAAUGAUGGCACAGGAUCAAGGUUGGUGCUGUGUAAUGACCUGGAUAUGAAUGAGGUCCCUACAAACUUCCCUGUGGACACCGAGAAGCUUCGCAUAGAGAAGACAGUCAUCCGUAGACUCCCCGCCGAGGCCUUCUACUACCUGGUGGAGCUCCGGUACCUCUGGGUGACUUACAACUUCGUGGCCAGCCUUGAUGCCAGCAGCUUUUACAACCUGAAGCAGCUGCAUGAGUUGCGCUUGGGGGGGAAUGCUCUGGCUGCUUUCCCCUGGGCGUCUCUGCUCGACUUGCCCCAUCUGAGGACCUUGGAUUUGCACAAUAACAGAAUAACCAGUGUGCCAGCUGAGGCAGUCAGGUACCUGAAGAACCUUGCCUACUUGGAUUUGUCAAGCAACAGACUAACCACAUUGCCACCAGAUUUUCUGGAGAGCUGGUCGCAUUUGCUGACAACACUGUCUGGAAGCCUGGACCUUUCACCACGAAGAAUUAUUCUUGGUCUGCAGGACAACCCUUGGUUCUGUGACUGUCACAUUUCUAAAAUGAUUGAGCUGUCAAAAGUUGCUGACCAUACUGUAGUGCUUCUUGACCCACUGAUGAUUUGUCGUGAACCUGAGCACCUGACCGGGAUUUCGUUCCAGCGCGCUGAGCUGGAGCAGUGCCAGAAGCCGUCGGUGAUGGCCUCAGCCACGCAGAUCACCUCUGCUCUGGGCAGUAACGUUCUGCUGAGGUGUGAUGCCACUGGCUACCCAACCCCACAGCUCGCGUGGAGCAGAUCUGAUGGCUCACCUGUUAAUUAUACAGUAAUUCAAGAAUCUCCAAGGGAAGGUGUCAGAUGGUCCAUAAUAAGCUUGACAGGCAUUUCUUACAAGGAUGCUGGGGAUUACAAAUGUAAGGCCAGAAACCUGGCAGGGAUGUCAGAAGCUGUGGUUGCUGUGGCAGUGGUUGGUGUCGUCACGGCCACCAUAUCAUCAGAUACUUCCGCAAGGAGACCCAGAGAUCCUCCUGAGCCAGUGGUCCAGCCGGGAUCUAGAAGGUCAACAUCUGCACCUCAUUCAUUGUCAUCCCCUUGGCUUUCUUCCUCCUCUUUUUCUCCCCCUGCUUCUUCCAAUUUUUUUUCCACUUCCACUUUGUCUCCUCCCUCUACUGCUUCCUUCUCGUUAUCCCCUUUCUUCUCCAUUGUUUCUUCCACCACAAUUCUAAGCACCAGAAUUUCAACCAGCACCCCAGUGGCCAGCUGGCAGUCAUUUCAGCUCCACCCAGAUGGAAAAAGAAAUGUAAAGGUGGAGAUGGGUGGAAGCAAGCUUCUGCCAGCUAGUGCAAGUAAAAAAGGAGAGUUGGCAUUAUUGGAUCAAGCAAUGCCAAGGGAGACAAAUACCACAGUAGAGAAUCUCAGGGUCAUCAGCAAGGCUGAAGACAGAGUGACUCUGAUGUGGAACACCGUCAAUGCCACGCAUGGCUCUGAAGUGACGGUGCUGUAUUCCAAGCAUGGUGAGAAGGACCUGUUGCUGCUGAGUGCAGACUCCAGCAAGAACCAAGUAACCAUAGAAGGCUUGGAGCCCGGUGGGCAAUACAUAGCAUGUGUCUGUCCAAAAGGAGGGCCUCCCCGGAAUGACCAGUGUGUCACCUUUUCCACUGACAGAAUUGAAGAUGAAGGUGCCCCCCAAGGGUCUUCUUUCCUUGUGGUGGCGAGUGGUGCUGCCUGUGUGCUGGUCUUGCCAUUGAUCUUUUUCUUGUUGUACAAAGUUUGCAAGCUGCAGUGUAAGUCGGAGUCCUUCUGGGAAGAGGAUUUGGCAGAAGAGACUUAUAUCCAAUUUGAGACCCUGUCCCCAAGGUCUCAAAGUGUAGGGGAACUUUGGACGCAAAGGCACAGAGAUGAUUCAGAAAGAUUGCUGCUUUAUUCUAGGUCAAGUGUGGAGUCUCAGGUGGCUUUUAAAAGUAAAGGUUCCAAACCAGAGUAUUACUGCUAAGGUUUUAUAGCUCAGGCACAUGUGGAUGCCACAAAAUUAAGGACCUGAGUGAGUGUGUGGCUUGACCCUCUCUUUGGAUGACUUUGGGACAGAUUUUCACAGUCUGUAUGAAAAUCACAAAUGGAGUGCUUUUAAUUGUGUUUAAAAAAUAUCAUAAGGCUUCUGGACUGAAAAGAUAAUCUUGAUUUUUGUCAUGUAGAAAAUUUCCAUAGAAAUAAUUUUUAGGGUCCCAGGUUUAGUAAAUUUUAUGGUAAUGUUUUAGUUCCUAAAAAUAAAUUCAUGGGAAAAUAGUUGUAAAAAAGUGAAGUUUGAAUUUACACAUGUAACUUUUGGGCAGUGAAGAAAGAUUAGCAUGACCAGCUAAGCCUUGAUGAUCAUUCACAUUCAAAGUGCUUUAUACCUUUACUGUGGACAUAGCUUGUGGAUGAGAGGGGGUAGUACAGAGGUUUGUGCUCACUAAAAGGCUAAAUCCAACCCAAUGGAGGGGACAGGCUCCAGCUCUUGGUACCAUUAUGCAGUACAGUAUCGUCUAGUUGUAUUCCUAUUGCAGGCAAGAAAAAAAAUUAUCUUGUCAUUAGAAAUAUAGGUAUUAGUAAAAAUAAAUUUUAAAAGGGGAUAAACAGUAAGGCCAUUUUCAAAAAUAGUAACAAUUGCAUUCCAAUACAUCUGCUAAAAGGACUGUAUGGAUCUUUUUUUUUUAAUGUGAUCAUUUUAAAACAAUCUCUUUAACAUUUUGAUGUUUACUCUUCUUUUCUCCCUCAUUCCUUCCCCUACACCUUCCUUCAUUGUUUUUUUUUUCUCUUUGGCUUUGUCAGAAGAUAUUCAUAGCCAACAGACCACAGCUAAGCUAUUUGUCCUUUGCCAUGUUUUAUUUUGAUUUCUUGGAGAAAGGGAAGAACUUUGAAAGUUGUUUUUAGAUCCAAAAGGGAUGUUUUAGUAUUUUGAAAGAGUGGUUUCAACUGAUUCACUUGGUCAAAGUUUCUAGGUUAAAAAACAUCAGGGAAAUUGAAUUGGACUGGGUCACAUGACUGGAUAGGAUAGGAAAGGGGUUUAGUUUUUUAUUUUCAAUAAGUUUUUCAUCAUGUUUCUGAAGGAUUAUAGUCCUUUAACAGUAAAGACUUUGCAGUACAGAACAGACUUAUUAAACAUGUGUCAGGAGUCCUGAAAUAUUCUGAGAAAUUACUAUAUUUUGCAUAAGAAACAGAUAGGCUUUAAUGCAACACAUUGUGGAAACUAUAAUACAAGCAACGGUAGAAUAAAAAAUUGUUCAUUCCAAAUGCUCUUAAUUAAAAAGAAAAAAGGAAAACAUACCUGGCAAGGGAGAUACCAUGAUUGCAAAGAUGGUUUUCCCAGGGCGAGGCUUACCCAGUGCACUCUGGAUGUGCUGACCCCUGAGAUUUCCCCAAAGGUGGGAAACUCGACUGAAUAAUUUGUGGUGGGGGCGGGGGACUGCAUUCAUGCUUUCUCCUGUAAACAACAGAAGAAAAGAAAAAGAAAAAGGGAAUUCUAGUUUAGCUAUAAUCUGCAUUCUAGAAGACCAGCAUGGAUGGAUAGCUUGCCUCGCACUCCCCAAUUUCUCCUUCUUGUAUAAUUUCCUUCCGUGUCUAACCUUUUGGUGGUGCUUUCAUCACUGAACGCAGUGUCCAGUGAUCUAACAGCAUUUAGUUCAGUAUUCAUUGUUAGGAUUUGUUAGAAAAAUGCCUUUGGCAGACAAUUUUGUGUUUAGCCUCGUUAUGUUAGAUCACCUUAUUUUAGAUUAAAAGACUGCUAAAGCUUGCAUUUCUUAUUCUAAAGACAUCUGGAGUUUCACUGCCGUAUUUCAAAGGCUCAUAUAAACAGGCUGCCAAACUGCUGUCACAUUAGUAACAGUAUGAAUGGGGGAGAAUGUUAACAGGCUUCUGAGCCAAAUGCACCCAAAUUGUCCAAAGACAGGUUGUUUGUCAAGAAAGGAGACUUGGACCAUCCUGAUGAGAUAAAUUGCUGACUAUCCUCACAAUCAAAACCAAGUGAGGCCUGGACCUACUUUGGACCAACGAGGAAAAGCUAGGUGCUGGUAUGGGAGAGAGAAAGCACCUUUGUUAUCAUCCACCUGGUCUUGGCACAUGAGGCAAGUUGCAAAGUAACUUGUUACUCUUAGUGAAAGAACCCAAAUUGUAAAUCAUUUACUUUAAAAAAUGCAUACAUUUUGGUGUAGCCAAGGUUAUCCUGAUGACAUCGUUGCUCUUAUGGCCUUACAAGUAUGCUUUCUGGAGUAGGAGAGACCGUUCAAUGUUACAGCAAGCAGCAUAGAAUUCUGCAUGACCAACAGCCUGUUUAUCAAUGUCAGCAUGAGCAAUGUGGAGAGCAAUCAUAACUGACACAUAGCCAAUGUAUGUGGCAAUUGAAUAUGAUCAUGUUUUAUUUUCAGACAAAGUGUGUUGGAGAGUUGUAAAAUGGGGUACACAGUGAGGGCGUGCCAUGUGUGAGACUAUCAGUGAUGUGCUAUGACAUAAAAAAUGUUGAAAAAUCCAGCUAACAGUUUAUGAUCACCAGAAAAGUGAUGCCCUGGAUUUUGGAGUCAGACAAAUGUCCUGAGCUUUGGGGAAACUUUUACAAAAAGUUCAAAGAAGAAAAACACUUUUGCCCCAUGGACUUGAGUCUUAGAAAGGGCUUAUGGUUAACAAAAGGGAGAUUUUUAAAAGCCCCCAAAGUUCUAGCUGAAUAAUUGUUAAGUAAUCAGAUAAAAUGGGAGACUGCUCAGGAAAAUUAAAUGACUGUCUACUAAUCUGAAAUUUCAAAUGUUAUGUAUAAAAGAUACAAAGAAGGAGAGUAACCAUUGGUGAAGAUAGAAAUGUAGCAAAUCUAUGAUAAAAGUAUCAUAAAUUAAAGACCCUAGUAAACUAAGGAUCAAAAAAAUGGUGAAGCUGACCAGAAGGAAAUGUAAGGCUUGUUUUUUUUUUAGUCCAAAAAAACAAGGAAAUAAUAAGUCUAUUGCUUAAAGAUGAUAACAGAAAGUAUAUCAGAGAAGUAGCAGAAUCAUUCAACACUUUUUCUCCCUUCUCUUUUCUAGAUGGGUUUUUAAACUGAAUAAGGAGAAGAAACUAUGAAAAGUGAGAAUUUCGACCCAAGGUAGAUGAGGGAUUAAUAGGAUAACUCCAGGAUAUUUAAAAUGAGGCCCCAUGAAUUACAUGCCAGAGUGGUAGCAGAAUUUUCAGCUAUAAUCUCAGAGCUACUGUUCAGUAGUCUUGAAAAGUCAUGGCAAAUAGGAGAGAUACCACAGACCACCAGUGGGCAAUUUUCAUCUUUAUUUUUGAAGAGGGAUAAAGGGUGGACCCUGGAAAUUAUAAACAAUUUGAUAUAUGUUUGCAGAAUUGACAACGGAUUGUUAAAAGGCUCGUUUUUGAGCAUGCAGAAAUGUGUGUUAUGGUCAUUACCAACAAAUGUCAACUAAGGAGAAGCUUUGAUAAACCGAUACUUUGUUUUAAUGAUACUAGGCAAAUAGGUCAAAGGACUGCUUGAAAAUCAAACAGCAGCUUGCUGUUGUUAUUUGUCUUGACAUGAUGGAAUAAUAUGAGUUACCUUUGCUCAAGAAUGUCUAGUAAUGGCUUUAAAUAACAUGAGAAAGUGUCUAGUAGGGUGCCUGUACCCUAUUCUAUUUAGCAUUUUUGUAAACGACUGGAUGACAUAGACGUCUCAACUCUACAGAGGACAUGGAAAUAGACAGGGUAUCUUAUAUCAGUGCUUCUCAAACCUUUCCAUGGAAUAUUCCUAACAGAAGGGGAAAGUGAGUAUAUACAUUUGGAGAAACCAGAACAGUUGUCUCAAGUGGCUGCCAGAAGAGAGACAUUUCUCUAAAUUAUUUUGUCUUAAUUAAAACCAUUUGAAUUUCCACUCUAAACCAUAAUUUUUUAAAAAAGAAAGGAUUCUCCCUCUAAUCAGUCUCAUUUUUUAAGGCAAUAUCGGCAUUUCUGUGCCUGUGAAUAGCUUGGCACAUAUUCCCCCAGAGGUGAUCUGCUUAUCUUUACCCAAGUCAAUGAUAAAAACCUCAGAUAGAAUUAGGAUAAAGGACAGAGACCUGCGGCUCUCUAUUGGAAACUAUUUCAUGUUGCCUCAAGCUGCCAAUAAAUGCAUGUAUAUGAUAGGUGAAGAAACCAGAUCUUGAAAAUUAUCUUAAUAAGAUGGCGUAUUACCAGAAUUAAAUUUAAUAGAGAUAAAUAUAAAAUUUUGGAUUAGCACAAAUAUGGAUUUUGUAGUGAAAAACAUCUGUGAUUUUAGUUGAUUACAGUCAUGCUAUGAACCAGCGGAGUUUUGUAAUUGCUAAAAAUAUUACCAUUAAUUUACUUUAAUAUGAACAGUAGUUAGAUCAAGUAAGGUAAGAGUCCCUCUGUAAUCUGCAUUAAUAAACCAUUUCUAUGGGAGCAGGUUUAAUUUUGGGUGCCAAAUUUAAAUAGAGAUCUUGAUAAAUUACAGAGCAUCCACAGGAAGGCAACUAAGAUCACCAAGCAACUAGAAACUUUAUUAUGCAAGACAGGAUGGGGAACCUGGAGCACAGCUAUGGGGACAUGAAUCCAGCUUAGUGCAGCCCAUGGCACUAACUGUUGCCCUAGAACACCAUGCUCAGGAGCCUCUGCUUACCUUGGUAAAAUGGGGACUACUGGGUUCUACAGGUAGAACUUUCAGUUAGCUGCCCGGGGCUUGGGAAACUGCAUUUUGACACUUGACCCAGGGGAACCAUGCAGGUGACGUAAACACUUUGAGGAAUACUGUUCUAUCAGUGGAUGUAGAAGCAAUAUUGAAAUUACAAAGAAGGAGAAUGGUUCCACAUUAAAGAAAACUACAGCUUUUUGGGGGGCAACAACCAGAGUUGGAAAACAGUGGAGUAAACCAUACUGCAAUAAUAUUACUUAUGAAAUUCCUGGCUAUUUCACGAGUCAAGGAUGAUGCAAAAGGGACACUGAAGGACAUUGUAGACUAAAAGCCUGCUGAUCAAUUGUUUGGAUUAUAGCAGAAAGAAAGAAAAAUUAAUGAAACUACAUUCAUUGGUUUCAGUGGAAAAAGAAUGUUACUUGUAUUGAUAAGUAACCUCUUUGUUUAAUUAAUAAUGAAAUUGAUUUUGUAUACAAACACCUGACUCUUGAUUUGUUUAAAUAGUGAAAAUAAUUAGACUAUAUUCCUGGUUCAUAUGUUUGUGUUGUCUUCUAUUUAUGCAAUUAAUUUCAACCAUGUGGCUGGAUGAAAGAGUCAUUGUAUUUUUCUCCUCUCCAGCAUAGGGUAUAACACUGAUGAUUCAGUCCUUGAUUAUUCAGGA